Molecule: messenger RNA, 1707 nt
Organism: Thrips palmi
Lineage: Eukaryota; Metazoa; Arthropoda; Insecta; Thysanoptera; Thripidae
Product: putative phosphatidate phosphatase
Exons: 6
Coding region: 240-1133 (297 amino acids)
Biological process (GO): phospholipid metabolic process; signal transduction; phospholipid dephosphorylation
Molecular function (GO): phosphatidate phosphatase activity
Source: RefSeq, a predicted model, not a curated record
CCGCCGCGCCUCGGAGCAUCACCAACCAUCACACGAGCGCGGCGCGUUGCUCAAGUCGGUCGACGCGGACGUUAGGUUAGUCGCUCGCUCGCCGGUCGCGUCGCUCGAGUGCCGAUCGGAUCGCCCUCGACCGGCCACAGACCUCGACCGGCCACGGACCUCGGCCGCCGAAGGCGCCGAAGUGACAGUGCGGUGCGCGGAGUGCAACGGUGCAACGGGAAGACCAGCAGCGCGCCGCCAUGCCGGCAGUUGGGAUUAACGUCAGGAAGGUGGUGUUCGAGACGGCGGUCGUCCUCGCAGUGGGCUUGGCCGUGCUCAUGCUGCGGGCCUUCGCCAAGCCGCACCGCCGCGGCUUCUUCUGCCACGACGAGUCCAUCCGCUUCCCCAAGCUGCCCGACACCAUCUCGGACACCAUGGUCGCCUUGGGGACCCUGGGCAUCCCCACCGUCUUGAUCGGCGUGGUGGAGGUGCUGCGCACGGGGCGCGGCAUCCCGAGCGGGCUGAGCUGGCGCGGCGCCGCCGUGCCGCUGUGGGCCGUCCGCGUCUACCGCCAGAACGGCGUCUUCAUCUUGGGCGCCGGCCUCACCGAGCUGACGGCGGACCUGGCCAAGAACUACGUCGGCCGGCUGCGACCCAACUUCCUGGCGGCGUGCAACCCCGUCACCUCCGGGGACGCGUCGUCCUUCGCCAAGCUCUGCGCCGCGGCCACGCCGGGCAACCCCGUGUACGUCGCGCCGGGCUCCUACUACUGCCUCGGCGACCCGGACGACGAGAAGGAGGCGCGGGCGUCCUUCCCCUCGGCGCACUCCGUGCUGGCCUUCUACGCCGCCGUCUACCUCGUGCUGUUCGUCCAGGCGCGCGGCCGGCGCCUGCUGGGUGGCUCGUGCGCACUGCUGCGCCCGCUGCUGCAGUGGCUGCUGCUGCUGGCCGCCUGGUGGAUCGCCCUGUCGCGCAUCGUGGACCACAUGCACCACCCCGGCGACGUCCUGGCGGGCGCCACCAUCGGCACCAUCUUCGCCUGCCUGCAGGUGUUCCUGGUGAGCGGCUUGUUCGGCCAGGAGAAGCGGUCGGGCGAGCAGCUCGUCGUGCUCGGCACCACCACCAAGACCUACAGCCAGCCCAACUGCGUCUAGGGGCCGCGCGCCACGCCGACGCGCCGCUGCUUUAUCUACUGCCCGGCCCUGGAGGGGCAGUUUCGUCUGUGAUGCACCAAUGAGGUGCCAAGCUAUUGUUAAUUUCGUGUUUUUAUUUUAAUGCAAUAACUACUUUUUGUUUUAAGUUUAGACGCGUUGAAAGAUGGGAGCCGCAAAGUUUUGCCUCGUCUAAUUUAUUGGGAUAGUUUGUCCCUCACAUUGUUUUGCCAGUUUAUGUUUUAGAUAGACGCUCAGAUGGCGUGUGCGUCAUUAUUCUGUCCGAUAAAACUUCGACAUAUCAGUAUUGAAACGAAAGUGUAUGUAUACAUUUAAUCCAGCAUUUUAUUAGUCUUAGGACACUGGCGCUCAUUUUGCGCCAGUUUUUGUAAAGUGCCUGCAGGAUAGAAACGUAGAAACUAUAACUUAGCUUAAGAUUUCAACUAGGUAUUAUUUGUGUCAUAACAAGUUUAUUGUCUUAUUUAAGAGAGAUCUUUCGGGAAUUGACUGUGUGCUUCAGAAUAUUAAACGUUCACACAGUUAACCAAAACAAAAUAAACGGAUCCUGUUCUCUUUA